Cercopithifilaria johnstoni is the source of this 675-nucleotide messenger RNA. The record is from the annotation of a GenBank genome assembly. Lineage: Eukaryota; Metazoa; Nematoda; Chromadorea; Rhabditida; Onchocercidae.
AUGAGCAGCAGAAUACGGACAAUUGUGCUGUAUCGCGGAAAUGUUGAUACAUCGAAACCUUCAAGUUCAAGUUGUACGAAGCAACAACAACCAUCCAGACAUCCAUUGGGUUUCAGUAUCGUAGGUGGCAUUGAUUCACCGCGUGGUCCCAUGGGAAUUUUCGUCAAAACUGUCUUUGCCGAUGGAUUGGCUGCAAAAAGUGGCCUUGUUUGUAAAGGCGAUGAAAUUUUGAGUGUUAAUGGAGUGGAGCUGAAUGGGAAGACACAUGCAGAAGCGUUACAAAUAUUCAAGAGAAGUUCAAAAAUUGAUGUAACUCUUUGUAUCCGUCGAAACAUUCCCAAUUCAUCAAAACAGAACAGAAUUUUCGAUUACACUGAAACAGCCUUCAUAAAUAAAAAAUUGACGAUAUCUAAUGAUAAAUGCGAAGAUAUAAAGAAGUGCAUUACACAUGCAUCGUUAGCAGCAGCAUCAUCAGGAGCAGCAGGAACAUCAAGAAAUACUGCAUGCUUGAGAUGUCGGACGCUGAUUCGAAGUCAACAACGGAAAAUAUAUGGUUGUCCCAAUGCUAAAGCAUUAAUUUGCAUUUUGGUGUCACGAAGUGCAAUGCGGCGCUGCACUUCCAACCACAUCAUCACAUCCGUUCCAUCUGCGAAACGUCGCUUAUCAUUUACUUGA